AUGGCAGACUUUCCAUUGCCACAUAAUAUGAUCACCCACCUGCCACAGAAUGGAUUAAUCGGAAUCGCCUGGGGAGGCGCAAUUUUGGGUAUCAUCUUCACAUCUGCUCGUAUAGCGGUUCGCAUCAGGUACAUGAAGCGCUUACUUGCUGACGAUUACUUCAUGCUAUUUGCUUUGGUACUUCUGAUCGCCAAUGCGAUUCUUCAUACUUUAGAGUCACCGCAUCUUUAUUAUUUGGCACUCAAUCCAACGGGUAUCGACAUAGAGUACCAUGUGCUACACUACCUUUGCUACGAAUUCGCCAUUAGCGGAAUAUUUUGGACGAUACUUUGGAGCGUCAAAGGUUCUUUUCUGGCAUUGUUCUGGAUGAUUUCUGAUGGCCUACCGGUGUACCGCCGGGCGUGGUGGGGCGUGGUAGUCUUCGCAUGUCUUGCCUAUGUCGGCUGUUGGGUCGUAUUGGUGAACACUUGCCAUCCUCCGGCCAGCUAUUUCAGAUAUGGCCCGGGUCAGUGCGGACAGUCAGUUGAUUUCAUGGGAUUCACCAUUGCCGUGUCAUAUAGCACAGCUGUGGAUACCUUAACCGAUUUACUGGUUAUGUCUCUUCCCCUGCGUAUCAUAUGGGUGGCCAAGAUCAACAUGAAGCAGAAAAUCGGCAUAGCUCUAGUAUUCAUGAUCGGGUUCACAAUCAUUGCUGCAGCCAUUGUAAGGGCCGUGGAAAUCACGGGGACUAGCACGUUCUCAGACCCAGGAGCAUUGGCAGUCUGGGGCAUUGUUGAAACUUCUAUAUGCAAGUGA
Messenger RNA from Penicillium brevicompactum, 795 nucleotides. RefSeq lists its product as uncharacterized. Bases 1 to 795 code for a protein of 264 amino acids. The transcript is spliced from 3 exons. NCBI's taxonomy places the organism in Eukaryota, Fungi, Ascomycota, Eurotiomycetes, Eurotiales, Aspergillaceae. The record is from RefSeq and is a predicted model, not a curated record.